UGACAUUUGUGCUUCAUCCUGCAGGGCAUCAACUGGGCAAGUGUGGAACAAAAAGCCAUCGAUAUGCCAUACCUGCCACGUGUUAAUGACAAGGCGCAUGUCGACGCCGUUCAGGAUAUCCCGGAGAGUGACAGAUUUACUAAGAAUGAGAAAUUUACGCUGAAGAGACAAGAGAGACUGUGUGACUGUACUACUCCUGCUCCUGGCUGCCAUCUGCACGCCCACAGCAGAUCAGAGCAAGUGGAGUGCCCAGGACAAGCGGAUAAUGGAGAUCGAGUAAUGCCAAUUAAUGGAGAUGUUCGUGAUGAAGGGUUGCGAACUGUAGAAACACAAUCAGUGAAAUCGCAAAGUGGAAAAGAGGAGGGAAACAUAGAGACCAACAACUACAUAAUUAAUAGUUCCCCAUGACAGUCUCAUGCUUCAGUUGUAAUUAUUUAAUUUGCUUUCUCCUGAACUAAUUUCACACCACAGACCAUAAUUAUUUGUGCUCAAUCGACACUGAACGACAAAUGUCUGAAAAAAUAAACGCUCCCGAUCAGAGGUGGGUAUGAAGAUGGUGGCCUUCUGGGAUAUUACGCUGUGGAGUCUCACUGGUGUUGAUUGGUUCAGGAGUGUGUAAUGCUGUGCGUGGGAAACAGACUGCUGGAAUAGGAGCAGGCUAAACCAGGUCAGAACAUGGCCAGACCGCUGGAUGAGGGAAGGGUGAAUCAAGGUUAGGGCAGACAAGAGCGAGGUUGUGGUCACCCCCUUUGUCGCACUCGCUCCUUUUCCUGCUGUCUUCAUCUCGAACCUCCCUCCUCAACCAUCAGUCUGACCUGCUCCUGUUCUCUGCACAUGGAAAUGUCAGUCAGCAUCUACAAGACUACACGGUGCAAUUUCCGGAAUGCGGUGUCUUCAACGGAAGUCUUUCUUGUAUCCAUAGUAUGAGGACUGCUCAGAAAUGAUUGCGGCUUACCUGGAGUGUUAGCUGAUAAUGACAGCUGCAUAAUCAUGAGUCCAGUCAUCAUUUCUUUGCUGUGCGUUAAACUUUUGAUAUGACGUUAUUACGUGCUGUGUUAGGUGAGCGUGGAUGAUCGGGGUAAAGAGCCCACUGUUGGCUAUGGUGUUGAACCUGUUCAGUACAAAGAAAGUUGAUUUUAUUUUGUCUGGAAGAGGAUUUCUAUUGGGAUGGGAGGGGGUUGGAUAUGUAAGUCACAAAGUGUUCCAUGUAUCUCAUAAUUUUUGUAAUGUAUUAAAUUACUUAAUAAUUUUA
This is a messenger RNA of Zootermopsis nevadensis, 1252 nucleotides long. NCBI's taxonomy places the organism in Eukaryota, Metazoa, Arthropoda, Insecta, Blattodea, Termopsidae. The record is from RefSeq and is a predicted model, not a curated record.